UCUCUGCAGUCUGCAGUGGAUAUGGCGUCACUGAAAAGUGUAGGAGUCGAGAAACUUCAAGAGUGUAAAUAACGUAAAGAUAGCUGUGUGGCCAGCAAGGUGACAAAGGUAGUAGCGUCAAACAGCCAAUUUUAAGCAUGCCUCGGAAAAAGCCAUUUAGCAACAAACAGAAGAAGAAACAGCUACAGGUCAAACGGGAAAGAAAGAGAGGUGACACAGGCUCUGGGCCCAGCAGCCGAAAUGCCAGUGUGGAGCGAGGAGAGAGGCAGUCUGACACCUCAGACAGUGAAACCACAGACAUUAUAAGGAGGAUAAACCAACAGCCCUUCAGUAAAGACGGCAGACAUGAUCCCAACAGGUUCCGACUGCACUUUGAGAAAGAGAGUAAAGAGGAGGUGGAGAAGAGGAAGAAGAUGGCCAGAGAGAAAAUCCUGCAGCCAGUGUCAGACAAAGAACAUGAGGUGGACAUCAGUGACAUCUACCCCACAGAGAAAGGUCUUGGUUUCCCACGACGACCGUCCUGGAAUUACGAGAUGUCACGGGAGCAACUGCUUAGGAAAGAGGAAAAAUCGUAUAGAGAGUACCUGGAUGACCUGCACUCCAGAAACCCACCUGGCUCUCUUAGUCACUUUGAGCACAAUCUGGAGACGUGGCGGCAGUUGUGGAGAGUGUUGGAGAUGUCUGAUGUCAUUUUGCUAAUUGUGGACAUCAGACACCCAGUGCUGCAAUUCCCUCCAUCCUUGUACCACUACAUCACUGGAGAUCUUCAGAAGCAGGUGGUCCUUGUGUUGAACAAAGCUGACCUGUGUCCCCCUCCACUUGUGAUCGCCUGGAAACACUACCUGGCCUCCCAGUUCCCCCACCUUCUAACUGUGUGCUUCACUUCUCACCCUGGACAACCCUACAGCACAGUGCUCCAGAAGAAGAGGAUGAGGAGGAAGGCUGGCUGGAGCCAGGCUGGAGGUCCUAUAGAUAUCCUGAAGGCCUGUCAGGAGAUCACUGCUGGAAGAGUUGACCUGACCAGCUGGGAGCAGAAGAUUCAGAGAGAUGCUGUUGCUGAGCGACCAGAUGAGGAUCGGCCAGAUGAGGGAGUGGACUCAGUGCUGGUGGAGCACCAGAGUGAUGCCGCUAUGGAGAUGAGCAACCCGUCCCAGGAACUCUACAAAGAUGGGGUUCUCACAUUGGGCUGCAUAGGCUUCCCAAAUGUGGGCAAGUCAUCUGUUAUAAACAGUCUGGUAGGGAGGAAGGUGGUAAGCGUGUCUCGAACCCCAGGCCACACCAAAUACUUCCAGACGUACUACCUCACACCCACGGUCAAACUGUGCGACUGCCCUGGACUGGUCUUCCCCUCCCGUGUCAAUAAGCAGUUACAGAUUCUGGCAGGCAUCUACCCAGUGUCUCAGCUGCAGGAGCCCUACAGCUCUGUCGGUUAUCUGUGCGAGCGAACACCCUUCCUUUCUGUUCUGAAGCUCAAACAUCCCAGCUUGGAGGAGAACCAGCCCCAGCAAGGACAAGAAGGGUCAGAAGAGCUCAGCUGGACUGCCUGGGAUGUGUGUGAGGCCUGGGCAGAGAGGAGAGGCUAUAAGACUGCAAAGGCAGCUCGCAACGAUGUGUACCGUGCAGCGAACAGCCUUCUGAGGUUGGCCAUUGAUGGCAGACUGUGCCUCUGCCUCAGACCACCUGGCUACAGCUGCCUGAAAGGGCAUUGGGAAAAUCACCCUGACAUACCGGAGAUCAUGGCUCUGCAAGGAAGGACAGAAGACGAUGGGGCUGGGGACAGGGAUGAGGAUGAGGAUGGCGAGUCGAGCACCGAGCCAGAGGAGGAAAGAGACAGAGACGCAGAUGAUGACGAGGAUGGAGAUGGGGAUGAUGAAGACGAGGGGUUUGGACGCCCAAAAAGGAGGGAUGAAAUGUCUUCUGGUCUCACUGUCAACAUGUACAAUGUCCUCAGAGAAAAUGAGUGCGAGUGAUGAUGGAGGAAAAGUUCAAGCAACAAGAAAUAAGUGGUCCCUCAUCGCUUGAUUUUCCCUGUCUGCCCCAGUGCACUUUCAUUCCUUUUUUUUUUAUUUGCAUUCCUUUCCUCUUUUGCCUGCAUUUCCACUCCUGAUAUCAUUAACACCGCUGUAGAUUAACAUCAUCUACUGUCAUUCAUUUCCUCUCUCUGUGAUAUCCAGAGCAUUCAUUUAUUCCAUGCUGUGCCUCUGCUCUGCUUGUUCAUCCAUUCAAGCUGUUCUUCAGCAUUGCGGUUCUAGGUUUGGGUUUGGUUUGGUUUGGUUUGAUCAUUUUCUUGCAUGUAGUCCUUAGAAACACACAAAAAGUUGUUUCCUUUAGCCUGUACGAGCAUUCUGGUAUAAUUAAAAAUUGGUUUUCAAUUUGUUCAUUGAUAAGUGACCUCACAGCUGAGAUGCCAAAGUUCAGGAAAGGUCACUGAGCCACAGGAUGAUGUAACAAAUCAGACACACAGCUGAUGCCACUCAUUGGAGCAACCAUUUGACUCCCAGAGCAAAUGAAGAUUUAGGCUGCAGUCAGGCAGGAUCCGACAAUGCGGCGCCUUCCCACAGGAUUGUGCGUAAGUGUGGGUGUGUUUAGUUGUGCUGUAGAAAGUAAUUGUUGUGAAACAAUCAGAAAAUAAUGUAUUAUUUCUCUGCUUUGCUAACGCUGCUCCCUCUCUUCAUUCAGCCUCUAGCUCACUUGACCGCCGCUGCUCAUUCUCUCUCCCUAGUGCUGUCAGGUCACUUGUACUCUUAUUUUCUCUUUUGUUUUUUAAAUGAGUUGGGAAGCUGACAACUAAGUCUAGUUUUUCACUGCAGUGUGAAGUUGGGGUGCAUACCACGAAUUUCAUUUUGUUUCAAUUUAAUUUUGUUUGUUUUUUUGUUUUGUUUUGCUGAACCCCAUUCUGUACACACUCCCGCAGCUUUUAAUGUGCUACCCCGUUUAAAUGAAUGGGAGGACUGGUGUUUUCUGACAUUGCCAGAUUCUGUCUGAAUGCAGCCUUAGGAAGAUACACUACUCUAAAUCUUCAUUGUAGACCACAGUAUGUCACUUUGGUUAAUGGGAGUGGGAUGGGAUGUGACUUGUGGGAUUAUUUGAUCGUUGUGGAAUGAGUAGUACCAACAUUUCAUACAGUUUUGCAGUUACCAAUAUUAUGGCUAGAGGAUUAUUUCUUAGAGAUAUUGUUAUAAAUGGCAUGGUUCUACCCAGUCAGCAGGGUAUUUCAUGUUAAGUGGGGUGGGAGGAGGGAGUUGAAACCUAUAUUGCUGGACCAGGCUGUUCCAGGGUUAGACCUGUAGUGUUUUAACUACUAUAAAAGAUUAUCAUAACAUGCUGUUGGAAACCUAUUCAGUGCAGGAUUUGUCUACAGGUGUAUAGGCUAAUGGCAAUACUGUGGGCUUGAUCUGACUGUAAUUAAAUAUGUUUAAUUCAGUGAGACACAGAAAAAGAGAGAUUGGCCAACACAAUUUCCACCAUUUGUAAAAUAGCAUUUAUUACAGAUGCUAUUUUUGCUCUUUUUUUUGCUAUAUUUUUGCUCUGGAUUUUUGAACUGCAGCUUUGACAGUUUUAAAAAGAUGUGAUUUUGUAUGGCUCUUAAAGACCCCUGCUUUUAACAUUCCCCAGUCUUAUGUUUGAUCUAAUUUUCCCUUGAAUUUAGAAAAACAGCACAGUUUUUGAAAACCUAAGCAUUUCUUCCAUUUGAUCAGUGUUCCUCUCUCUCUUUCUCUGUGUUGUGUGACAGCCCUGCUACGAUCCUGUGAGUGCUGUAUUAUUGCGUGCCGUGGUCAUACCUCAUUCCUGUGUUAAAAUUCACUCGGAGGGAAUCUACAGCACAGUGCUGUGUUACCAUGUAAUGCAUAUGCACUGAUUUCUACCAUUGGUACUAUUGAGAAAAAAAAAAAAAAACAAUUACUCAACACUACUCUGCUGUUGGAAACACAAUGGACAUUGUUGUGUUGAUUUGGAUUUUUGUGGAAAUAUUGAAACUGACAAUGUUUGGAGAGUUUAGUGUGAGCGUAAGAGAACGGGUAUGAGGUGUGUUUCGCUGUUUGCUGCAUUCCUCAUUUCAUUUCUGGUAAUGCUUAAUGAUGAACUGGAUUGCUUUCUGCAAUAAAAGAAUAUACUUAAACA
Messenger RNA from Myripristis murdjan (pinecone soldierfish), 4122 nucleotides. RefSeq names its product guanine nucleotide binding protein-like 1 (gene gnl1). The record is from RefSeq and is a predicted model, not a curated record. Lineage: Eukaryota; Metazoa; Chordata; Actinopteri; Holocentriformes; Holocentridae. Bases 138 to 1970 code for a protein of 610 amino acids. Gene Ontology annotation, molecular function: GTPase activity; GTP binding. The transcript is spliced from 12 exons.